AUGAUUGUAAUAUAUAACGGACCUCUUUUCCUGGUGUUGAAACCUUGGAGUCUCCGGUCAAGGACCCGAGUCACGUCUAUCUGCACAAGAGCCGAGGAAGAAUUCUACGAGCUUUCCAGACAAUUGAGCAAGCGCUCUGAAGUCGUGAAAAGCACUGCCAGACUUUCCGACAUAACGACAGCUGGUCAAGACCUCGAGAAAGGAGUCGAGAAAGUCGACGAGGCCGAAGAAACCUUUGACCUUCGUGAAUACUUGACGUCGUCCAAUGACCAAAAUCAAAAAGCCGGUAUCAAACAUAAGAAUGUUGGUGUCAUUUGGGAUGGUCUGCAGGUUGAAGUCGCAGGAGGCUUAAACAGCAAGAUUUACAUCCCUACACUCGCGGACGCUACCGUAUUUUUUGUCUUGACUCCUGUAUUCUGGCUCUGGGGCCUUAUUUCGCCGUAUAUUCUACCGAAGCGACAGGCGCCUACGAGGACGAUUCUCCACGAGUCUUCAGGGAACCUCAAACCUGGGGAAAUGUGCCUCGUCCUUGGUUGCCCAGGAUCUGGUUGCACCACUUUUUUGAAAGCCAUCGCCAACCAACGGGACGAAUACGCGAAGAUCUCUGGCGAAGUACUCUAUGCUGGAAUCUCCGCACAAGAGAUGGCCAAAUAUUACAAAGGCGAGGUCGUUUACAACCCAGAAGAUGACAUCCAUAUCGCCACCCUGACCGUCGCACAGACCUUGGCAUUCGCUUUGUCAACGAAGACGCCUGGUCCUAAUGGCCGGUUGGCCGGUGUUUCACGCAAACACUUCGAUGCCGAGGUUUUGAAUACACUCCUUCGCAUGCUCAAUAUCUCGCACACGAAACAGACUCUCGUCGGUGAUGAAUUCGUUCGUGGUGUGUCGGGUGGUGAACGAAAACGCGUGAGUAUAGCCGAAAUGAUGGCUACCCGUGCUAGGGUUCAAUGCUGGGAUAAUUCCACUCGGGGUUUGGAUGCGUCAACUGCCUUAGACUUCGUAAAAAGCUUGCGAGUCAUGACCGAUGUUCUCGGCCAAACCACAUUUGUGACUUUGUACCAAGCCGGUGAAAGCAUUUACGACCUCUUUGACAAAGUUCUGGUUCUCGACGAAGGCCGCCAGGUGUUCUACGGACCUCCCGACGAGGCCCGCGCGUAUUUCGAAGAUUUAGGUUUUAAAUCUCUACCUCGUCAAACGACCGCCGACUAUCUCACUGGCUGUACCGACCGCAAUGAACGGCAAUUUGCCCCUGGCCGCUCUGCGCACGACGUCCCUUCGACGCCCGAAGCACUUGAAGCAGCAUUUCUCAAAUCGUCCUGUGCCCUCGUUAAUGCGACCAGGUUGGAAGACUAUAGGCACUACAUGAUGACCGAGAAGGCCGAUCAAGAGGCUUUCCGAGCAGCUGUAGCGGCCGACAAGAAGAGGGGUGUUUCGAAGAAGAGUCCCUACACUCUUGGAUUUACUGGCCAAGUCCGUGCCCUCACCAUCAGGCAGUUCCAGCAGAAAAUCCAAGAUAGGUUCCAACUCUAUACAAGCUUUACUUUGGCAUGGAUUCUCGCGCUGGUCAUUGGUGCUGCUUUCAUCAACCUACCAACCACUUCAGCCGGUGCCUUCACCCGUGGUGGUGUUAUAUUCUCGGCUCUACUCACGACCUGUCUCGAUGCUUUUGGAGAGAUGCCUAUGCAAAUGAUCGGACGCCCCAUUUUGCGCAAGCAGACGAAUUAUAGCCUCUACAGGCCCUCAGCCACCGCUGUCGCGAAUACCCUGUCUGACAUGCCAUUCUCGGCGGUCCGCAUCCUGGUAUUCAACAUAAUUGUCUACUUCAUGUCUGGCCUUCACCGCUCCGCGGGAGGGUUCUUCACGUUCCACUUGUUCAACUAUAUUGCGUAUCUCGUCAUGCAAGGGUUCUUCCGGACCUUCGGCCUCAUUUGCUUCAAUUUCGAUGCUGCCUUCCGCCUCGCAGUUUUCUUCAUCCCAAAUUUCAUCGAGUAUACUGGCUAUAUCUUACCAGUUGUUAGUAUGAAAAGAUGGUUAUUCUGGAUCUAUUACAUCAACCCUGUUGCUUAUGCCUGGCAAGCGUGCAUGGAAAACGAGUUUAUGCGCAUUGUUCUCACUUGUGACGGCAAUUCUAUCAUCCCGAGAAACGGUUUGGGCCUCAAUCUGUAUCCUUCUGGCCUUGGACCUAAUCAAGCUUGCACACUCUUUGGAGCACAAGGUGGCAGCGAUAUCAUAAACGGCGCAGCAUACCUAUCCGUUGGAUAUGGUUUAGACGUCAAGGAUCUCUGGCGCCGCAACUUCCCCGUGUUGUUCGGUUUCUUCAUCGUCUUCCAGCUCACCCAAGUUGCUGUACUCGAAUUUAUUCCUCAAUUUGGCCAGAAUAUGGCUAUCAAAAUAUUUGCCAAGGAGACGCAGGAGACGAAGCAAUUGAAUACCGCACUGCGCGAGAAGAAGAUUCAAAGAGAAAUGAACUCGGAGAAAGAAGAGAAAGAUGGCGUGAGUCGGACCCAACCCGAGAAUAGGCCUCGAUCCUUCCAGGACCGCAAGACUUUUACCUGGGAGAACCUGAAUUAUCAUGUACCAAGCCCUAACGGCCAGUUGAGACUCCUGCAUGACGUGCGAGGGUUUGUGAAGCCUGGUACUCUAACUGCACUUAUGGGAGCAAGCGGUGCUGGCAAAACAACAUGUCUGGAUGUGCUUGCCCAACGCAAGAACAUAGGCGUCAUAACAGGUGACAUGCUUGUCAAUGGAAGACCUUUGUCGUCGGACUUCGCUAGAGGCACUGCGUACGCGGAGCAAAUGGACGUUCAUGAAGGAACUGCAACUGUUCGAGAAGCAAUGCGUUUCUCUGCUUAUCUUCGACAGCCAGCUAGUGUACCCAAGGAGGAAAAGGAUCGAUACGUCGAGGAAAUGAUCGAGCUUCUUGAACUUCAAGACCUUUCGGAGGCACUUGUAUUCUGCCUUGAUAUGGAGGCCAGGAAGCGGUUAACUAUCGGCGUUGAACUUGCCAGCAAACCAGAAUUGUUACUCUUUUUAGAUGAGCCGACUUCUGGUUUGGACGCACAGAGUGCAUGGAAUCUUGUCCGUUUCCUCAGAAAAUUGGCCGACCAGGGUCAAGCUAUCCUCUGCACCAUCCAUCAGCCCUCGUCGCUGUUAUUUGAGAGUUUCGAUCGACUCCUUCUGCUCCAGCGUGGCGGUGAAACCGUUUAUUUUGGCGACAUCGGCAAAGAUUCUUUGACGAUUCGGGAAUAUUUUGCUCGCUACGGUGCUGUGUGUCCGUCGAACAUCAAUCCAGCUGAGUACAUGCUUGAGGCAAUCGGUGCGGGCCUCACUCCUCGUGUCGGGAAUCGAGAUUGGAAGGAUAUCUGGCUCGAUUCGCCGGAGUGUCGCAAAGUCAAGGAGGAAAUAGCAGCGAUCAAGAGAGAGGCCUUAUCGCGCCCAACCGAAGAACAAGGGAGGAUGAAUGCUUAUGCGACGCCUUUCUGGUACCAACUGAAGGUUGUCGUCCAACGGAACAACACAGCGCUGUGGCGGUCUCCGGAUUACAUCUUCAGCCGACUUUUCGUAUCCACCUUGAUCUCUUUGUUCGUAUCACUCUCCUUCCUGCAAUUAGGAACGAGCGUUCGGGAACUCCAGUUCCGGGUCUUCGCUAUAUUUUGGGUUGUCGUACUCCCGGCCAUUGUUAUGUCACAGAUCGAGCCAUUGUUCAUAUUCAAUCGGCGAACCUUCAUACGAGAAUCAUCCAGUCGCAUCUACUCUCCCUAUGUCUUUGCCAUCGGCCAACUUAUUGGAGAGAUCCCAUACAGCAUUCUUUGUGGCGUUUUAUACUGGGUCUUAAUGGUCUACCCCAUGGGCUAUGGUCAAGGGAGUGCGGGCCUUAAUGGCACAGGGUUCCAAUUGUUAAUCAUUAUCUUUAUGUUGUUAUUCGGAGUGACUCUCGGUCAGAUGGUUGCUGCACUGUCGCCGAGCGUUCAGGUUGCGGUGCUUUUCAAUCCCUUUAUCGGACUUGUCCUAUCCACCUUCUGCGGAGUUCCGAUUCCUUACCCGACCAUGAAUGGGUUCUGGCGUUCAUGGCUGUAUGAAUUAGAUCCCUAUACACGUACCCUUGCUGCCAUGGUAUCAACAGAGCUGCAUGGCCUUAUAAUAAGGUGCAAGUCUGAUGAGUUCGCGGUGUUUGACCCCCCAGCUGGACAGACUUGCGGUGCUUGGGCAAAGCCCUUCGCCGACGUCUUUGGGGGUUACAUCGACAAUGAAACGGCUACCGCUGCCUGCCGAUACUGCCAGUUUUUAGUCGGGGACGAAUUCUAUCUCCCACUUAAUAUUUCCUUCUCGAACCGAUGGAGGGAUGCCUUCAUACUUUUCGCUUUCUUCGGUGAGACCUCCGCCUCAACAAUCUUCGAUGGUUACUGA
Molecule: messenger RNA, 4407 nt
Organism: Cyclocybe aegerita
Lineage: Eukaryota; Fungi; Basidiomycota; Agaricomycetes; Agaricales; Hemipholiotaceae
Source: the annotation of a GenBank genome assembly